Messenger RNA from Cutaneotrichosporon cavernicola, 771 nucleotides. RefSeq lists its product as uncharacterized. Bases 1 to 771 code for a protein of 256 amino acids. Gene Ontology annotation, biological process: ubiquitin-dependent protein catabolic process; proteasomal protein catabolic process. The record is from RefSeq and is a predicted model, not a curated record. Lineage: Eukaryota; Fungi; Basidiomycota; Tremellomycetes; Trichosporonales; Trichosporonaceae. Gene Ontology annotation, cellular component: nucleus; proteasome core complex; proteasome core complex, alpha-subunit complex. The transcript is spliced from 4 exons.
AUGUCGUCAAUCGGAACAGGUUACGACCUCUCGGUGUCUACAUACUCGCCUGACGGCCGUCUCUUCCAGGUCGAGUACGCCAACAAGGCUGUGGAAGCAGCUGGUGUUGCUGUUGGGCUUCGCUGCAAGGACGGUGUUGUCCUCGGUGUCGAACGCCUUCUCCACUCCAAGCUGCUCGUCAAGGGAGGAAACCGCCGUAUCCAAUCGGUCGACGAGCACAUCGGACUGGCGACCGCCGGUCUUCUCGCCGACGGUCGCCAUCUUGGGAGCCGGCUUCGCGAUGAGGCUUACAACUUCCGGGACACGUACAAUUCGCCAGCCACAGUUCAGAUCCUGUCCGACCGCCUCUCGGGAUACGUCCAGGCGUACACUUGCUACGGUUCUGUCCGUCCGUUUGGUGUCUCGAGCCUGAUCGCUGGUGUUGACAAGACUGGGCCUCGUUUGUUCUGCAUCGAGCCCUCGGGAGUCUACUAUGGGUAUCGUGCAUGCGCCGUUGGCAAGGGCAAGGCGCUUGCCAAAACGGAACUCGAGAAGAUUAUUGCGCGCGAGACGGAUGGCGGGAGUGGCAUCACUGUUCGUGAGGCUGUCAACGAGAUUGCUCGCAUUAUCUACCUCGUCCACAAUGACAACGAAGACCGCGAGUUCGAGCUGGAAAUGACCUGGGUUGGCCCAGAGACCGGGUUUAAGCACGCGGCUGUCCCGGCAGACCUGCUCGCCGAGGCGGAGGCAGCCGCGAAGGCCGCACUCGAGGAGGGAAUGGAGGAGGACUGA